Ictidomys tridecemlineatus (thirteen-lined ground squirrel) is the source of this 7158-nucleotide messenger RNA. It is a transcript of the gene Ptger1, whose product is annotated as prostaglandin E receptor 1. Gene Ontology annotation, biological process: positive regulation of cytosolic calcium ion concentration; adenylate cyclase-activating G protein-coupled receptor signaling pathway; inflammatory response. Gene Ontology annotation, cellular component: plasma membrane. Lineage: Eukaryota; Metazoa; Chordata; Mammalia; Rodentia; Sciuridae. Gene Ontology annotation, molecular function: prostaglandin E receptor activity. The record is from RefSeq and is a predicted model, not a curated record.
GGCUUCCAGGCAGUGCGGAGAUUCCUGGCCUACUAGGGGCUCAGCUCCUGGCCCCCGCCCGCAUCUCCCAAGCCAGUGUUGGGCCUGGACGCGCAGGGUCCGCAGGCCCAUGGCACGUGACCCCUCCCACGGACAUAAACCCGUGGCUUGUUUUGACAACCCACUUCAUCCCAGAGGAUUGAGGGGAUCAAGGAAGGGGAGGGCGGGACCCUGGCCAGACCUGGAGAGAAGGGAGAGGGUUGAAGGAGGGGAGCGGGGCCAGAGGUCUCCGCAGGAAUGUUUGGGGGUGAGCGGAGGUGCGAAGGGGGUGGGGAAGGAGUCACGGGGCAGGCAGAGGCACGGCCUUAAGAUGUCCCCGGGCAUUUGAGGACUCUUGGUGUGGCAGUGCCAGGGGACAGCUCCAGGGGGAGGGGUGUGGCUGGUCUUGGGUUCUGUCCGUGUUGAUGGCUGGUGACCAUGUUGAGCAGGACUGCAGGUGCACGGUAUGGGUGGGCGUGUCUGGCCGGGCUGUUGGAGUAGGAGCUGGGGGUGGCCUCACUGUUUCCAGGGGUGCCCCUCCUUGCGUCUUGGCAUGUGCCUGUGGGUCCUCGUAUUGCUAGGGAGUGUCUUCCCAUGGCCUGGCCUGACAGGGACUCUCGCAGAGUCUCAGGUCCUCGACGCUAAGGGGUGUGUUGGAAAGGUCAUUUCAGGGGGCUGUGUUUUGAGGUGUCAAGGGAAGUGGCUGGUGUCACAGGGGCUCAGACUUUCCUGCGGCAUCUCAACGCCCCCAUACAUAACCGCAGGGACCUCUGACGCAGCUCCCCUCCAGUCCUCUCCCCUCUCUCCAGCUCUGGCCGGGGUCCUGCCCCUCCCUCCCUUCCCCUCAGUCCUCCAGGAGGGUGCUGCAGGGGGGCUGGGUCUCAGGGUGAGGCUGUGUGGUGGGCCCCCAGGGGUGCCCAUCUCAGGGCACGAGGUGAGGCCGCAGUCUGUCCAGGGUGCGUCUUCGUGCCUUGGGGGUCCCACAUGUGCUCAACUCACCCUAAAGCAGGGUGCAGAGGCUGGCCUCAUCUCCAGGCUUCCUGGCUCCCCUGGGCCCUCAGCCUCCUCCCUGUCUCCGAGGGUGUGACUCCCCGCCGCCCUGGCCUGGGCUUAAGCCCCUGUGUAAAUAGUGGGCGGGUCCCCUGACCAGGCUGGGCCUGACCCAAGCCAGUCCGUCCAAGGCACUGACCACAACCACCCAUCUUGAUGCCCACAAAGGUUCUGGCAGGUCAGGGAAUAGUUGCUGCCCCCCACCACAUGUUAGAUCAGCCCCCCAACCCUCAAACCUGGUGGAGACAGCACCACCCCUGCAGCCCGCCCAGUUUGCCCUGGGCGACGCUCAUAUUUUCCAGUGUUUAGAUUUUAUCCGCUUUAUUAAUGAGGCAGGCAAGAGGCCCGAGCCCGGGGGGAAAGGGGCUGCUCCCGCCCCACUGGGAGGAGGGGGUCACAGGGGACCAGGCCGACUCUCGGGAGCCUGCCUCCUCAUAGAGGAGGAGCUGGGGCCCCCAGUGGUCUCCACCCAUUGCCAGGAGGACAGACUGGGGGUCUCUGCCACUCCAGGCCCCCAGCAGGCGUACAAGGGGUGGAGCGGUCCCUGGAGGCCAGCAGGGCUGCGGGUGGAGGCGAGGAGCCGCCCCAGGAAGAGGGAGGGAGGGAGCGGCCGCCCAGAGAGCCAGGCGCAGCGGGCGUGGGCAGCCGGGCCUGAGCGGUGGGCCAUGGGGACCCAGUGUCCCAGCGCUGGGUAAGAAGGCUGGGUUCAGGGUUGGGUUUGGGGAUGAGGAUGGGACCUUGGCUAUUUUGGUUGAUACUGCUGUGUUCCCUGGAUCUCAGUCCCUGUGUGUCUGUCCUUGGGUCUUACUCUCUGUCCAUCCACCUUUCCCUCUGGCCCAGGGUGAAAUCCGGCCUUUUACCCCCCACCACCAGGGUGUGGUGGAGUGGGAGGGGGAGAGGGAGGCAGGAUGUGGGUCUCCCUGAGGUCUCUGGGACAGGGAGGGGUCGUGGGCAGUGUGGGAUCGUGGGCCUCCAGGUGAGGUGGUGGUCAGGGAUGGUGCUCCGGUGAGACAGCAGUGGAGCCCAGAGACCACCGUGGAGGACCGAGUUGGCCAUGGGCACAGAUAUGACCACAGGGCCCAGAGACGAGGUUCUGGGAGAGUGCCAAAGAAGCCAGAGAUGGGACUGUGGGGACAAAGACAUGACUAUAAAGAUACAGUGCCAUCAAAGCAAAAAAUGGGACCAGGCUGUGAGACACAGAGAUGGUCCACAGACAAGAGAUGGGGCUGUGGGGGGAGGGUUAUGGGGACAGAGACAGUGCCAUGGGGGUCAGAGAUGGGUCCAUGGGGACGGGGAUGUCUGUGAUAGUGAAGUUGGAGCUGGGGACAUCAAGGAUGGGACUGAAGUGAAGGUGACAUGGUGAAGGUCAGUGCGGGCACCUUGGAGGAGCCUGUCCCUGGGGUCAGAAAUAGGUGUCCCAGAUGGGGUCCUGGACCAGGAGUUUGCUGUGCUGUAAAAAUGGGAAAUGGGGGUCAGAGGUGGAUCUCUGGGGUGCAGAAGUGGGGCAGAGACCCGGGGGGCUGGUCCAGGGCAGCCUUAGAGUGGUGGGCAUAUGGGAAGGAGGCGGCAGAGUGGAAGGAGGAGCAAGAGAUGGGCUAGUGAGGGGCGGGGGCAUCAGAACAGCUAGGGUCAUCUGGAGUUGCCACAGGCAAAAGGGCCUUGGGGUCAGAUGGGUUCUGGUGAGAUGGGACAGUCAAUCCGCGGUCUCCCUCGGUGUCCCUCCAGCCUCACUUGCCUUCAUCUCCUCUACCCAGCCCUCCUGGCGCCUGACAUGAGUCUUUGCGGGCCCCUUAACCAGAGCCUGGCCGGCGAGGCUACCACGUGCUCGGCGCCCGGGAUCCCCAACGUGUCGGCGGUGCCGCCCUUGGGUGGUACGGGCGGAUCACCAGCGCUGCCCAUCUUCUCCAUGACGCUGGGUGCAGUGUCCAACGUGCUGGCACUGGCGCUGCUGGCUCAGGCCGCAGGCCGCCUGCGGCGCCGCCGCUCAGCCGCCACCUUCCUGUUGUUCGUCGCUAGUCUGCUGGCCAUCGACCUGGCGGGCCACGUGAUCCCGGGCGCACUAGUGCUGCGCCUGUAUGCUGCGGGGCGCGCACCGGCCGGUGGGGCCUGCCACUUCCUGGGUGGUUGCAUGGUCUUCUUCGGCCUGUGCCCGCUCCUGCUGGGCUGCGGCAUGGCAGUGGAGCGCUGUGUGGGUGUCACCUGGCCUCUGCUCCAUGCCGCGCGCGUCUCGGUGGCCCGCGCGCGCUUUGCGCUGGCCGCAUUGGCCGCUGUGGCCUUGGCGGUGGCGCUGCUCCCGCUAGCACGCGUGGGUCGCUAUGAGCUUCAGUACCCUGGUACCUGGUGUUUUAUUGGCCUCGGGCCACCCGGCGGCUGGCGCCAGGCGCUGCUUGCCGGCCUCUUCGCAGGCCUCGGCCUGGCUGCGCUACUCGCUGCGCUAGUGUGCAACACGCUCAGCGGCCUGGCCCUGCUGCGCGCCCGCUGGCGCCGCCACUCCGGACGUUUUCCCCAGGCCUCCCGCCCAGAUAGCAGCCGACGCUGGGGGUCACGAGGCCUCCGCUCGGCCUCCGCCUCAUCUGCCUCAUCCAUCGCUUCAGCCUCCCCAGCCCUCCGCAGUUCCCGGGGCGGAGGCUCAGCACGCAGAACCCGCGCCCACGACGUGGAGAUGGUGGGCCAGCUCGUGGGCAUCAUGAUGGUGUCGUGCAUCUGCUGGAGCCCGCUGCUGGUGUUGGUGAUGCUGGCCAUCGGGGGCUGGAACUCCAGCUCGCUGCAGCGGCCGCUAUUUCUGGCCGUGCGCCUUGCUUCCUGGAACCAGAUCCUGGACCCCUGGGUCUACAUCCUGCUGCGCCAGGCCGUGCUGCGCCAAGUGCUUCGCCUUCUGCCUUCAAGGGCUGGCGCCAAGGGCGGCCCCGCGGAGUUGGGCCUAACCCGGAGCGCCUGGGAGGCCAGCUCUCUGCGCAGUUCCCGGCAGAGUGGUCUCAGCCACUUCUGAGUGCGCCCGAAGGCUAAGCCAUCCAAAGUGCUCAGCGCAGCGCCUUUGAGGAACCAGAGUUUUGUCCCGUCGGGGCUGCAGCACACACUGGGGCCGCGUGGGGGCGGCAGAGGAUCCGUGUGCGCCUCGAGACCGGUGCAGUUCCGAGGCUUGCCACGCGAGGGCGCAGACACCCGACGCUCAGUUGUCCAGCUGGGAAUCCAGAGCCAAAGCCACAGGAGCAUGCGCUCAACGCCAGGGCCCCAGCUCCGCAGUGACUAGAGCAAGAGUGUUUGGGGGACACUUUCAGUCACUGCGGCCGCCAAGACAGAUUCUGUUCAUUAGAUCCUGAGCUCCUCCCAAACAGCCCAAGCCAUGCACCAUCAUGGCCUCGAACUCCCAAAGCCUCCAACAGACCCUGACCCCCCUCCCAUCGCAGCUCACCACUCCUUCCACCACAACAGCCCUGAGUCCCACCCUCCCCCGACCCUCUUCAAAUGAACCCCCACCGAUCUGCCCCAUCACCUGGCCCUACCUCCAAGCAUGUCCAUCCCCCAACCCCCUCUCGGCGCACAAGAAGGGCCAGGAUGCAGGGCUGGGGCAGACCCCGGAGGCCUUUUUAAAAACUAAGAGCUCGGGGCAGGGGCGGGGAUGGGCUAGCAGCCGCUGGCCACGAAGUCGAAGUCCUGGAAGGCUGCCUGCUCAGCGGCAGUGAGGGGCCGCGCGUCGCGGGGUGGGCUCAGCGUGGGGGCCUCGCCGGUGAACUCCUCGUCGAAGUUGCUGACAUCCGUGCGCCCCGACAGCGUGGGCACGAAGGGUGGGGGCAGGCGCCGGGCCAGCAGGGCUUCCCAGCCCAGUGUCUGGGAAGGCAGGAGAGGGAGGUCAGGAUGGGAGGCUCGGGGCAGGCGUGGCUGAGAGGCCGGUCCUGGGUUUGUGGGGUCGGCACAAGGUGGAAGAAGAGGGGUGAGGCUGGGGCAGGGGGAACUGGCUCACCCGGGACACGGCCCACCAGGCCAGAAGGAGUGACUGGGCCUCCACGGGGCGUGUGGGAGGGGAAGGGAGGACACAGCCCGUGGCUACGGGCCCCCGGGGUGGGAAGGGCGACUGGCUCCUGGGGUCUCACCCUGAAGAAUGGCUGCUUCUUCACGUCCUCUGCAUCUCGCUCACUGGACCCCAACCUCCGCUCUGGAUUCCUCCGCAGCAGCUGCAGGUGCAAAGCUGCGUCAGGUCUGUCUCCCACCGAGGCCCUGACCCAGAGCCCCUGACCCAGGGCCCCUGACCCAGAGCCCCUGUCUGGGACGUCCCUGCCUGGGAGUCCUCACCCUCCGCAUGAUGCCGAUGGCCUCCGCAGACAGGAAGCGCGGGUAGCGGACCUCAUCGUUGACGAUGCUGUCAAACACCUCCUCCUCAUCAUCCCCUGGGAAUGGCGACUGGGGACAGGGGUGGGGUGAACGAGGCCCCUCUCCGGGAUACCACACCCAGUUCCACCCGAACCACAGGGACUGGCUUGAAGAGGGGCGAGUAUCCCAUUUCACAGAUUGGGCACUGAGGUCCAGGGGCAAAGCCACCUGUCCUCCUCACCCAGCUGGGGCGGAGGCAGAGUUGCGUCCUAGCCCUGGGCACAGGCACACUCCAGGCCCCGUGGGGGCGCCCUGGGGCCUCACCUCACCGACCAGCAUCUCGUAGAGCAGCACGCCCAGCCCCCACCAGUCCACGGCCCGGGUGUAGGACGUGUCUGUCAGCACCUCGGGCGCCAGGAACUCCGGGGUUCCGCAGAAGGUGCUGGUCCGGUCCCCAUAGCCCAUGCCUGGAGCAGCAGGGCCAGGCGAGCUCAGCGGGUGGCCCAGCACCGCCACCGUGGUCCACACAGCCGGCCGCCCCUCCCUGUCCGACCCCAGGCUCCGCUCCUCACCCUCUUUGCAGAGGCCAAAGUCUGCGAUCUUGACGUAGCCCUCAGUGUCCAGGAGCAAAUUGUCCAACUUGAGGUCCCUGUGGGGUCAGAGGUACAGAGAGGGACAGGCUGGUGUGGGGGGGCUCUGGCUGUGCCAGGGCCGAGGUGCCCCCGCAGCACACACCUGUAGACGAUCUUGUGCUCGUGGAGGAACUGCAGCCCCAGAACCACGCAGGCCGAGUAGAAGCUGCGGAGAGAGUGGGCGGGUCCUGGGAGCCUGGAACCCGCACCCUUGGGCCCCCAGCCCCCAAGAGCUCCCAGAGGCCGGGGAGGCAGGGCCCAGGGGUGGAGGGUGGCACCCGGGCUGAGAGCCUGGGCAGUGGCUCACACGGCUCGGGGCUCGGAGAACACGUCGCUGUGGAUGUGCAGCAUGAGGUCGCCGCCCGCGGAGUACUCCAUCACGAAGCACACGUGCUCCGGCGUCUGGAAGCAGCCGAAGAGGUUCACCAGGAACGGGUGUCCCGCGCUGGUCACCGCUGCCAAGAUCCGCUUCUCACACAUCAGGCUGGGAGGGGACAGGCGGUGGGGGGCACAGGUCAUGGACAUCCCCAACCCCCAACUCCCACUCUCCCCGGAGUCCUCAGUCCACCGUGGAUACAGCUGUGCACUUCGGAUAAAUUGCUUACAAUCUCUGAAUCUCAACAACCUGAUCUGCUAAAGAGGCACCCAGAACCCAUCUGUCUUCCCAGUAACUGCCCCAUGACCUUCCUUUGGGGAACCGCAGGCCUGGGCACAAGGCCCAGGCCACUGGGGUGCUCCAACUCUUUGGCCAGGGAUUGGUUCAGGGAUGGGCAAGCCUAAUCAAGGGACUUGGAUUGAGGUCCCUGUGGGGUCAGAGGGUACAGAGAGGGAUAGACUAGUUUGGGAGGGGGCUCUGGCUGUGCCCAGUGGCUGAGGCGCCCCCACAGGGACUCUGCUUCUACCACUGGAUUGCCAGGGUUUCCACUGGAAUUAUUAAGGAAUGAAGGCUAAAGCUGGGUGAAUCUCAAGCUGUUGGAGUACAGAGGUAUCUUUGCCCUCUGGAGGGGACUGCAAGCCAAGCCCGCACACAGGAACACAGAACUGAGAAACCUCAUCUGAGCACCUGGAUACAGCCAUGCCUGAAGGCACUCACCCCAGGACUUUUCUGGUCCAGCUCAAUAAAUUCUUUUGUUUGUUUAAAGCUUUCUAA